This is a messenger RNA of Leishmania braziliensis MHOM/BR/75/M2904, 3069 nucleotides long. RefSeq lists its product as hypothetical. The record is from RefSeq and is a predicted model, not a curated record. The transcript has a single exon. The coding region runs from base 1 to 3069 and encodes 1022 amino acids. Lineage: Eukaryota; Euglenozoa; Kinetoplastea; Trypanosomatida; Trypanosomatidae.
AUGAGCGUCACACCUCUUGGCGCUCGUCGACCGCCACUGGCGACAAUCCCCGCUUUCAACGCCGCCGAGAAUGCCGCCUCUUCCACGCCGAGCAGUAGCACCGCCCAGGGCGCGCCGCCGCUGACGCAGUCCUACCUGCAUCAUACCCCGCCGUCCCACAGCAACGCUCAGCUGCUGGCGGGCAUGAACCCGACCACCACAUCUUUCCUCUCAGGGCUGUCCACCGGUUUCACUUCGCCGAUGUCGAGGAUCGCUGGCACAGAGGCGAUUCUCGAGCCGCCCCCGACGGAGAACGGCACUGGUGAUGGGGCACGCCAAAACGCCUCUGCCGCAGCAUCGACAGCGACCGUCGCAACGAGCGACGACAUCCUGCGAGGCAUCUACAACGAGAAGCUGCAGGCCAGCGUACGAAGCAUCAUCAUGACGCUCACGACAGAGUUGCCGCAGGACCACAUCUUCCUUCAGCUGCUGGCGGACCCCACGACGCUGCAGUAUUGCAAAGUGCGUCUCGGCGAGGUUGUUGAAGGAUUUCUGUACUCAACACAGGCAGAGCAGUACCAUGCACUUGCCACCGAGUUUGCACGGGGCGAGCGGGACUGUGCGAUGUUGCACCAGCGGAUCGGAGAGCUCGAGGCAGCGCUGGCGUUGACGAGUGCGCCUGCCCAAUCAUCAACACCGCAGCGGCCGGGGCCCUCGCCGCUCGUCGUGCCGAGCGGCACCAGCGUGGAUCACGCGUACCAGGCAGCGCAGGCAGCUUCGCCGUGGACCUCGUCCCCUACCAUGAUGCCCGCGCAGGCAGCGGCAGCUCCAACCACUUCCUCGGUCUCCCCCAGCAUCGUUGUCAACCCCAUGGAGAACGAGGAGGCGCGUCGUGAGCUGCUCCGCGUUCUCGAGCAAGCCACGCACGACCAGGAACUGCACCGUUGCACCCAAGCGCUGCACGCCGUCAGUAAAGUAGUCGACAUCGCCCAUGACGAGGCGCAUUAUGAUGACAAGUACUUGUUCGAAGGGGAACUGCUAGGCGAGCUGUUCAAGUGCGUCCACUCGCUGCUGCACUACGUCGACAGCGCUCUGGAGAGCCAAGAGCGACUGCGGUUUGAAGUCCAGGAACAGCAACAGCAUUGGCUGUACGGUGCCGCCGCGGACAACAUAAAGUCGAUCAAUGACGGCGCAGUCGGUGGUAGCGCGGUGAGCGCCAGCCACUCUGCAUUCGCCUCCGCAGGCGCAAAGGUCAAUAGCGCCCCAGGUGCGUUGCUGGUCUCCGGCUGCUCGACGCCGCGGCGCCCGCAGGUGUCGCUGGGCAAUGCGGGCACAGCACUAAUGAGCAGCGCUGCCGGCUCCCGUUUCUCCUCCGUCUCCUCCCCUACCGGUGUGGAUCCCACGCGUCCGAUUCAGCAACAACGGGAGCGACUGCAGCGACUGGCAGAGCAACUGCGCGAAGGGCAGCAGCAUGCCAGUCAAGUGCUCCAAGCACUGGCGCACAUGGAGUGCACGCGUCGUCGCGAGGUGGCUCAGCUGGAGCGGGAAGUGGCCAUCACACGUGAAGAGGCAGCAGCAGCAGCGCUCAGCGCAGCUGAUGGCGCGCGGCAGGUCAAGGAGAGCUCGGAGCGGCUUCGUGCCGAGCACGCGGCCUCUGUCGCCAGCGAACGAACAGAGCUGCGCGACCAGCUGGCGGAUGCUCAUGCGCAGUUGGCGGUAACCACACAGGACGUAUACACGGCGCGGCGUGAGCUGCGCAGUACUACAAGUAGAGCCGAGGCGGCUGAAGAACGAGAGAAGAACCUAGUCGCAGAGCUGGAUGCCCUCAAGGCUGCCAUGGCGCGCCGCGACGCGGAAUUGCAAGAGCAGAAAGCCGACCGCGUCACUCGGCAGGCCGAGCUGACGGCUCUCAGAGCCGCCCACCAGCUCAACAUUGACGCGCUUCAGGAUUCCGGACGAGAACUACUGUGUCUGCGCGUAGAGGGAACCAUGGCGGGUCUCGCUGCCCUCUACCAGGAAGCAAAGGCUGCCAAGGCGGAGCUGCUAGAGCGCGAAGGAUAUCGACCCCUCUUCCACAGAUGCCGCCUUGCUGUAGCGUCUCAGAAAGAGGCUGCACGCCAUGCGCAGGCACAGUCUCAGCUGGCUGAAUCAGCGCAAGUGGAACAGGCAGUGGCCCAGCGUGGGUGCAUGGACACGCUUGGCGUGCUGCUGCGCUCCAUGUGGGCAGACGAUGCUAUCGAGUCUUCCCUCACAUCGUCCUCCCCGAGCACAGUCCCACCGGCUCCCAGUGCGAUUCACUUGACAGACGGCGACGACACGACCGAAGCAGCCAGGGGCGGCAGCACCGCCAGUAGCAACGCGGCAGUCCCCGGUGCAGUGAACAUAAGGGGCUCGCCUUGCUAUCGCCUUCCCACGACGCUUCCCGGCCUCUGUACCUCCCUGGAAUACGCCUACGACAAUGUCCGCGCCCGGCACCGCGCCAGACAGCAGACGAUCGACUUGCUGCGCGCUGAGCUGGUAAGCAAUGACAUUGAACUACGCGCGGCGCAGGCCAGUGAAGCGCAGCUGCGGGAGCUGCUAAGGGCAGAGCAGUCCAAGGAGGAGCAGUGGAAGGCAGAGAUGGCACAGCUCAGUGAACGUAACCCGAUGCGAGGGCUGCUCGCGCGGCAAGAUACGCUGUUGAAGGCCGUCAGCGAUGAGCGCAACGAGCUGCGUCGACUGUGGAACCGACUGACUGGUGACUACAUCGCCCUGGAACAGCGCAACGGCGUCUUGCACGCCCGGUGUGCCGAAAAGGAGCACGAGAACGCACGGCUAAGUGGGUUGCUGCGACGAGGUGGUACGCCGACCACCUCAACCGGCUCUCAAUACAGAAGAGCCGCUUCUUACGGUGCCGCGCGAGUCGCAGCCGCGAUUCCAGCGGCUGCAUCGACAGCCACGGAAGCCGCGCCAGGGCCUCGAACGCUUGCGACAGCAGCGGCACAGCUCGACACCUCGGCCGGUCACCCAGUCUCCACACGAGGGCCCGACUCUUCCUCUUCUUCACGCUCGGACUCCACUGAAGCCUCGUCGAAUAAAGCGCUCGAGUAG